Pipistrellus kuhlii (Kuhl's pipistrelle) is the source of this 1111-nucleotide messenger RNA. It is a transcript of the gene IGFBP6, whose product is annotated as insulin like growth factor binding protein 6. Gene Ontology annotation, molecular function: insulin-like growth factor I binding; insulin-like growth factor II binding; fibronectin binding. The coding region runs from base 201 to 911 and encodes 236 amino acids. The transcript is spliced from 4 exons. Gene Ontology annotation, biological process: regulation of insulin-like growth factor receptor signaling pathway. Gene Ontology annotation, cellular component: extracellular region. Lineage: Eukaryota; Metazoa; Chordata; Mammalia; Chiroptera; Vespertilionidae. The record is from RefSeq and is a predicted model, not a curated record.
GACCAGGUGGGGCGGGGGAGCCUCUCCAGUCCCACCCAGUUUAGGGAAAGCCUCUGCCUCCUCCCCGCUUUGCCCCCCUUCACCUGGCCCUUAAACGGCCCGGCCCCUGACCCUCGGCUAUUUAAGACGGAGGGGCGGCCGCAGGCAGCAGCUGCGCCACGACGGCUCUGGGAGGAGAGCACGGGGCCAGCAUCCCGACCAUGACCCCGCGCAGGCUGCUGCCGCCGCUGCUGCUGACGCUGCUGCUCGCCGCCCGCCCGUCAGGCGCCCUGGCCCGGUGCCCGGGCUGCGGGCAGGGGGCGCCAGCGGGCUGCCCGGGGGGCUGCGCUGCGGAGGAGGGCGCGGGGCGGCCCGCGGAGGCAUGUGCGGAGGCCGGGGGCUGCCUCCGGAGGGAGGGGCAGCAGUGCGGGGUCUACACCCCCAACUGCGCCCCCGGACUGCAGUGCCAGCCGCCGGAGGGAGACCCGGCCCCGCUGCGGGCGCUGCUGACCGGCCGGGGCCGCUGCCGCCCCGCGCGCGCGCCCACGGGGGAGAAUCCUAAGGAGAGCAAGCCCCACGUGGGGACCACUCGCCAACAGGACACGAGCCGUAGAAACCAGCAAAGGAACCCGGGGACCUCUACCACUCCGGCCAGGCCCAAUCCUGGGGGUGUCCAAGACUCUGAGAUGGGCCCGUGCCGCAAACAUCUGGACUCGGUGCUACGGCAACUCCAGAUCGAAAUCUUCCGGGGGUCUCACACGCUCUACGUGCCUAACUGUGACCACCGGGGCUUCUACCGGAAGCGGCAGUGCCGCUCCUCCCAGGGCCAGCGCCGAGGGCCCUGCUGGUGUGUGGACCGGAUGGGCCAGCCCCUGCCAGCAUCCGGGGACAGCAAUGGCGGUGCCCCCUGCUCCGCAGGAGGCAGUGGCUAAGGCUGGGUGGGGUCCCCAGGGCCACCGGCAGGAGCCUGGGGCUGUCAUCCUGGACCAUUUGUCAUCAUGAGUAACUAGGUCCCACACUCCCCCUCCAGGCCCUGCCCCAUUGUCCCCUUAUCCCUGAGACAUCACACAUGGAAAAACUGUUGGUGUUGGUUUGGAGCGUUAAUAAAGCUGUUUGGGGGGUCUCUGGUCUA